Astyanax mexicanus (Mexican tetra) is the source of this 4371-nucleotide messenger RNA. It is a transcript of the gene rab5aa, whose product is annotated as RAB5A, member RAS oncogene family, a. Lineage: Eukaryota; Metazoa; Chordata; Actinopteri; Characiformes; Acestrorhamphidae. The record is from RefSeq and is a predicted model, not a curated record. The transcript is spliced from 6 exons. Gene Ontology annotation, molecular function: GTPase activity; GTP binding. The coding region runs from base 236 to 886 and encodes 216 amino acids.
GAGGGGCGGAAGUGGUUGUGUGUGUUUUGGUUGUAGUGGGAAGUGGAGAGAGAGAGAGAGAAUCUCCCCCCGAACCGAACCGAACCGGACCGACCCGAACCCGCCCAGCCCGGAGCCCGAACCGCCCGGAACGCCCGCACCUCCCGGACCGCCCUACACCGCUCCACUCCUGCAGCUCUUACGGGAACAGUGAGUGUGAGUGUACCAGAAGGAGAAGGGGACAUUGACCGCUGUCAUGGCCAAUCGGGGAGGAGCGACCCGGCCCAACGGGCCCAACGCGGGCAAUAAGAUCUGCCAGUUUAAACUGGUCCUGCUGGGAGAGUCGGCUGUGGGCAAGUCCAGCCUUGUGCUUCGAUUCGUUAAGGGCCAGUUCCAUGAGUUUCAGGAGAGCACAAUAGGAGCGGCCUUCCUGACACAGACAGUGUGCUUGGAUGACACAACGGUGAAGUUUGAGAUUUGGGACACAGCCGGACAGGAGCGCUACCACAGCCUGGCUCCCAUGUACUACAGAGGUGCUCAGGCGGCCAUCGUGGUCUAUGACAUCACCAACGAAGAGUCGUUUGCGAGAGCAAAGAACUGGGUGAAGGAGCUCCAGAGGCAGGCCAGCCCGAACAUAGUCAUCGCUCUUUCUGGAAACAAGGCGGAUCUCGCCAACAAAAGAGCUGUUGACUUCCAGGAUGCCCAGUCUUAUGCGGAUGACAACAGUUUGCUAUUCAUGGAGACAUCAGCGAAGACCUCCAUGAAUGUGAAUGAGAUUUUCAUGGCCAUUGCUAAAAGAUUGCCCAAGAGCGAGCCCCAGGCUGCGGGAACCAACAGUGGGCGGAGUCGGGGCGUGGACCUAACCGAGACAGCCCCACCCGCCAAGGCUCCCUGCUGCAGCAACUAAUGCAAACACCAAACUCUGUUACCACGACAACUAACGCAAGGCCCCGCCCCCUCUCCCCGCUCUGUUCACUUCCGUAACUUUCGGUGGCCAGCAGUAACAAAACCUCCGCCCUGCCCUUCUGCGUCUUCUGUCCGUGUACAGGCCCUUCAUUCUGCUUUCUGAAGGUUACGGCUUGUGUCCAAACAUUACUCUGCUUUCACCAAUUCUCUCAUCCGGGAAAAAAUUAAAUAAAUAAAAAACAUAUACAAAAUCCUCCUUACGCCAUUGGCUAGCCUGAGGCAGGAGGGCCGGGCUUCUGCAAGAAACCCCUCCUCCUCCGCUUUUCCCUUUUCCCAUCAUCCUGUAUCAGCUAAAGACUCUAUAGCUUAUAUUUCUCAGACAUAAAUCUCCUUUUGUCUUGUUUUUUUUUUUUUUUUAGUUCUGUUUCUUUGUUUUCUCCUUUUUUAUUAUGUUUAUGUUUUAUAGAAAUAUACUUUGCAGAAUAAUGGGUGCAUGUUUCACUACAAGGCCUGAAAUGAAAUCAAAAGUUUUAACCUUAUUCAACGGCACAAGCGGUGAGAGAGGAUGAGACGGACUGCCCAUGAUCCCUCUUUCACCUUUAUCUCUCCUUUUUCUUGUUUCUAUACCACCUCCUCCCCUCCUUUUCUCCUCACACUUCACCCAGCUCAAAACCUCACCUCCUUACCCUCACCCUCACCCCAGCUCAGCUCAUCCUUCCUGUAGGCCUGCUCUGCUUCUGGUGCCCCAGGGGCAGCGUGCAAUAUCUGAUAUGUCCACUUAUUCUGAAUGAAGUUGUACAAGAAACUAACCACCCUGUUAUUAAUAUACUUAUGGACACACACACACUGCUACACACACACACACACACACACACCCCUACACACCUACAGAUAUUAGUCACCUCCCCUUACCAACGUCUUACAGCCAAUUUAUACUUCUGUGUCGAACCUACGCCAUACCCUACGCCGAGGCUCAAAUCGCGCACCUCCCUUGAAAUGUUGCUACGUGUCUUGGACAGCCGCAGCUGUGAUUGGUCCGCCGGGCCUCACGUUCCCGCCCACACAUUCCCGUCUUCGCUGUUUGAACUGCAGCGCGAUGCAGAGAAUAGCACACUCUCGCUGGAGACCUGCAGGCUAUGGCGUACGUUCGAAGCGAAAGUAUAAAUUGGGCUUUACAGUAUGUGUCCACUAGGGCUGUGCAUUGGCAUUGGCAAGAAUUUAGCAUUUUAAAGGAGAACUCUGAUGUAAAUUUGACUUUUGUUGUAGUAAAACAUGAUAAAAAGUACUUACCUUUGAUGAAUAGCACACCUCCGUUCUCCCACAGCUUUUCAAGAUCCUGCAGUUAUGUGCAGUUUGUACAAACAUGCUUUAGAAUGGACAAAACCUCUGCAGAAAAAUCACUUUUUACACCGUUAUCCAGGCCCAAAGUAGCACCCACACCUCCUUGGUAGAAUCCAGAGAGCCCUGACAUUUAAAUCAAGUUAAUUUUACUCCUGAGUUCUCCUUUAAUAUGAAUCCGCUGUCACAAUACUUUAUUAUGAUUCAAUAUAUUGCUAUUGUUUAAUUCUAAUUUUUGGAAAACUGUCUUAACCUGAAAAAGCACAUUAUCAUACUUAUAAAAUCUGUGUACUUAGGAAAAGUGCUUUUUAUCCAACCAGAUCGGUGAAAUCUAUCAACAUUGGGUACAAAAUUGAUUGGGUGGAGUUUAAACAGAAAUCGAUUCAGUAUUGCAAAACAAAGGACAGUGCUAUUGGAUUCAUGGCAUUACACACACACACACACACACACACACACACACACACACACCAAUAAACCAACCAAUUAUGACCACUCCUUGUUUCUACAUCCUCACCAGUUUCUCAGCUACACUGGUCCUGUAGGACACUCUGUAGCUCUUACCGACCCCACUGAGAACAGUCCUCCACCAGCAUCCUGUGGGCGGAGUCAUGUGCAGCAACAGAUUUAGAGUGUCUUCACUCCAUAAUAGAGUGAAGGACAGUGAGUGGACACAGUGUUUAAAACCUCCAGCAGCACUUCUGCAGACAGUAGGUGUAGAAACAAGGGGGUGGUCAUAAUGUUAUGCUUGGCCGAUAUAUACUAGUGCAUCACAAAAUAUUAGAGUAUCAUUGAAAAGUGACUUUAUUUCAGUAAUUCAGUUCAAAAUGUGAAACUUAUAUAUUAUAUAGAUGUAUUAAACACAGAGUGAUCUAUUUUAGGAGUUUAUUUCUUGUAUUGUUGAUGAUUAUGAAGCUUACAGCCAAUGAAAACCCAAAAAUCAGUGUCUCAGAAAAUUUGGAUAUACUACAAGACCAAGUGGUACUUUUGGCAGUGUCCUGCUGAAAAAUGAAAUCCAGAGCAGGGGGUAGCAUAAAGUAGACUGUGUGUCUCUCCACUCUUCCUCCAGACUCUGCUCCCUUGAUUUACAAAUUAAAUGUAAAAUUUACUGAUGAUCAGUGAUGGUUUGGAGAGUCAUGUCUGUCAUCUGCUGGUGUUGAUCCACUGUGUUUUAUUAUCAAGUCUAAAGUCAGUGCAGUUUUGUUUUCCCACAAAAUCGUACAGCACUUCAUGCUUCCCUCUGCUACUGACAACUUUUUUUUUGGAGAUGCAGAUUUCCUUUUCCAGCAGGACUUGGCACACUGCCUACAUUGCCAAAAGCACCAACUGAAAUAAGAAAUAAACACUUAAAAUAGAACACUCUGUGUGUAACACAUCUAUAUAAUAUAUGAGUUUCACAUUUUGAUCUGAAUUACUGAAAUAAAGUAACUUUUCAAUGAUACUCAACAUUUUUUGAGAUGCACCUAUAUAUGUGAGCACAAACAUAUAUACAAGCAGUUCUCUGGCCAGUCGUGUUAAGGCUUUACUGGUUUAUCAGCACAGUUAUUUUGGCACAGUCUGAGCGUGUCGGUCAGCAUGUUCGAGGAUUUACAGGGCUCGACUCUGUAACACUGCAGUCCUGUAUUAAAACCCUUCACACACUUUGACUGGGUACACACUUCUCCACACACCUGAUAAAUCGUCCUUUAUUCUUCCAUCCUCCCUUCCUCAAACACAAGCCUGAUGCUAAUCUAUCUCUCUCUCUCUUUGUUUCUCUCUUUCUUUCUCUCUCUCUCUCUCUCUCUCUCUCUUUAGUUUUAACACACCCAGGUGUUUCUUACUCCAUGCCUUGCACUAAUUUUGUUCAUGAAUUGAUCUGCUCUAAAUACAGCCAGUGUGAUAUAAAUAUAUAUAUAAAUAAUUUACUGUAAAUAGGGUGUUGCAAUGUAGUCUACUUUUCCAUUUACUGUUGCAGAACUAAUGCUUGAUAGGGAGUUGUCUAGAUAAUCAUUAAAAAAAACAAUUGUACAGUAACCAGAAACUGCUUUGAUAGGGGUUUGGACUUAUGUUUCUUUUUUUUUUUCACAAAAUGGUUAAAUUAUAAUCAAUGGUGGUCUUAUAAAUGUAUGUAGUGUUAUUAACAAAAACAAAAUAAGAGAAACAAAUAUCAAA